AUGUUCAGGUGGCGAGGAAGUAGGAACAGGGGGUGGCAGCGUCGGGGGUCUGGGGGAACAUGGGCUUGAGUGGGGGGUGCCUCAGAAAGAGCAAGACGGCGGAUGUUUCUCUCUUGGUGUGACCGGUGGCAGUAUCGAUCAGCAAUGCCGCACAGACUUUUGCGCGCCGAAAUAUGCGUGCGACAGCUUUGACCUAACCACUUCGGUGGAAAGCGGAUUUCUGUUCGAUACGGUGUCAGGGGUACCAGGGAAGACGGGGCCGAGUUUUGUUUGAUUUCGGGUGGAUGAGGUGGGGGUUUUGUUCGUUUUUCUCCAUCUAAGGUUCGUGCCUAGAGUUCAGCUGUAGUGUUUCAACCAAAGUUUUGUUGACUUAAAGGCAAACAUUCCUAGCUAUUGGGCAUCGAGUUAAUUUGGCUUGGCAUGACGGCCUUUACGACUUUUUAUGUAUGUCUGCAGUUAUCUGCAAUUGUCGGAGGGCAAACAAAAUAAUAA
Messenger RNA from Ectocarpus sp. CCAP 1310/34, 492 nucleotides. The record is from the annotation of a GenBank genome assembly. Lineage: Eukaryota; Phaeophyceae; Ectocarpales; Ectocarpaceae.